AUGACUUCCAUUGGGACCGGCUACGAUCUUUCAGCUAGCACAUACUCUCCGGAUGGCCGUAUCUUUCAGGUUGAAUAUGCGAAUAAAGCAGUCGAGAACUCAGGGACUGCCAUCGGACUGAGAGUAAAGGAUGGCGUCGUUCUAGCCGUGGAGAAGCUUGUGCAUUCGAAACUGCUUGUUCCAGGUGCGAAUAGACGCAUACAGACAAUUGACAAGCAUGUUGGACUCGCAUCCUCAGGCCUCCUAGCAGAUGGUCGACAUGUAGCGAAUCGGGCGCGAGAUGAAGCAGCCAACUAUGGGGACUUAUAUCAUACCCCAAUACCACUGAAGCAUCUUGUCGAGAGAGUGGGCAUGUAUUUCCAAGCUUACACAUUAUACUCGUCAGUUCGUCCCUUUGGAUGCAGCACCAUCGUUGGGGCGGUCGACAAGACCGGCCCUGCACUGUAUGUAGUCGAACCUAGUGGAGUGGCUUACGGUUAUCAUGGCGCCGCGAUAGGUAAAGGCCGCGCAUUAGCGAAGACUGAGCUUGAGAAACUGAAUUUGUUGGAACUCUCGACACGGGAGGCAGUUUUUGAAGCUGCAAGGAUAAUUUACUUGGUUCACGAUGAUACUAAGGAGAAAGAGUUCGAACUCGAGAUGUCCUGGAUAGGUGAUGAGACUAAUGGUCUACAUCUACCAGUACCAAAAGGUUUAUUAGAUGAAGCAUCGCGGAAAGCGAAGGCAGCACUAGAAAACUUUGAGUAG
Messenger RNA from Fibroporia radiculosa, 744 nucleotides. RefSeq lists its product as uncharacterized. Gene Ontology annotation, cellular component: proteasome core complex, alpha-subunit complex; proteasome core complex; nucleus. Gene Ontology annotation, biological process: ubiquitin-dependent protein catabolic process. The transcript has 7 exons. The record is from RefSeq and is a predicted model, not a curated record. Bases 1 to 744 code for a protein of 247 amino acids. Lineage: Eukaryota; Fungi; Basidiomycota; Agaricomycetes; Polyporales; Fibroporiaceae.